Messenger RNA from Cheilinus undulatus (humphead wrasse), 1440 nucleotides. RefSeq names its product RAD23 homolog A, nucleotide excision repair protein a (gene rad23aa). Gene Ontology annotation, molecular function: polyubiquitin modification-dependent protein binding; damaged DNA binding; ubiquitin binding. The coding region runs from base 186 to 1292 and encodes 368 amino acids. NCBI's taxonomy places the organism in Eukaryota, Metazoa, Chordata, Actinopteri, Labriformes, Labridae. Gene Ontology annotation, biological process: proteasome-mediated ubiquitin-dependent protein catabolic process; nucleotide-excision repair. Gene Ontology annotation, cellular component: nucleoplasm; cytosol. The transcript is spliced from 9 exons. The record is from RefSeq and is a predicted model, not a curated record.
UUUUCUCGCUGCACAACCAACUUGUCACCAAAGAUGGCGAUUUGCUGAGUGCUCAUGGAUACACACAUUUCUCUGCUAGUUGCUAUCUUCACAGAAACUCCAACUUUGAAAACAGAUUAAGUGCUUUAACGAGCAAUUAUUUUUCCAUUUGAACCACACCUGGCACCGCGUCAGCCACCGCUACCAUGCAGAUCACGCUAAAAACACUGCAGCAGCAGACUAUUCAAAUUGAGAUAGAUCCCGAAAAAACGGUGAAAGCCUUGAAAGAGAAGAUAGAAGCAGAAAGAGGGAAAGACAACUUUCCUGUAUCAGGGCAGAAGCUUAUAUACGCUGGAAAAAUCCUGCAAGAUGACACGCCUAUUAAGGAAUAUAAAAUUGAUGAAAAGAGUUUUGUUGUAGUGAUGGUGUCAAAGGCAAAGCCAGCAGCUGCUGCCUCGCCUCCAGUCUCAGAAUCACCCAAGCCCCCUGUACAGGACUCUGGCUCCACGUCAACAGCUGCCCCAGCCACAACCCCAGCUUCAGCCCCCACCCCGACUCCAGCAGCUGUCCCCAUUCCGCCUGAGGAGGCCAAAGAGGAGCCAAGUGCCGUAGCCACAGAACAACAACAACAACAGCCAGCCAGCUUCAGCAGUGGGAGUCAAGGCCUGGAUGCCUCCUCAGCACUUGUGACGGGAGCCGAUUAUGAGGCCAUGCUGACAGAGAUCAUGUGUAUGGGCUAUGAAAGAGAGAGAGUGGUGGCUGCGCUAAGGGCCAGUUUCAACAACCCCCACAGAGCGGUGGAGUACCUUCUUAAUGGUAUUCCCAGCAGCCCAGUCCAAGAGAGUAAUCCACCGGUGCAGGCCCCCACAUCUGGACCCGCAGAAGCCCCAUCUCUAGCAGAGGCAGGAGAGAACCCACUUGCAUUCCUGAGAACCCAGCCUCAGUUUCUGGACAUGAGACAGGCCAUCCAGCAGAACCCUGCCCUGCUGCCAGCUCUGCUUCAGCAGCUCGGCCGGGAGAAUCCUCAGCUUCUACAGCAAAUCAGUCAACAUCAGGAGCUGUUCAUCCAGAUGUUGAAUGAGCCGGUGGGAGAAGGAGUAGAUGCGCCAGAGGUUGGAGAGAUGGGGGCAGCAGGAGAUGAGGGCGCACCUGUCAACUACAUCCAGGUUACACCUCAGGAGAAGGAAGCCAUCGAAAGGUUAAAAGCGUUGGGUUUUCCUGAGGCUCUGGUGAUUCAGGCCUACUUUGCCUGCGAGAAGAACGAGAACCUGGCAGCAAACUUUCUCCUCAACCAGGGACAGGACGAUGACUGAGCAGCAGAGAUCACUGCCCUCCUGCUCCUCCCUCCUACACCUCCCCUCUUCAGCUCAGCAUAAAGACUGCACCCCUGAUUACUGUACAGCCACCAACCUCAGCUCUGCCCAACAGGAGGGGAGGAGAGGGGAGAGCCAGCAGGGGGGG